Molecule: messenger RNA, 1909 nt
Organism: Sycon ciliatum
Lineage: Eukaryota; Metazoa; Porifera; Calcarea; Leucosolenida; Sycettidae
Exons: 1
Coding region: 249-1052 (267 amino acids)
Biological process (GO): regulation of transcription by RNA polymerase II
Cellular component (GO): nucleus
Molecular function (GO): RNA polymerase II cis-regulatory region sequence-specific DNA binding; DNA-binding transcription factor activity, RNA polymerase II-specific
Source: RefSeq, a predicted model, not a curated record
CGUAGUUAGUCUCCAGUAGAAGCUGCCGGCCAGCGAUCCAGUCCACAUCAAUUUUUAAUUUUGGCAUUGCAUUUCUCUGACCUAGUAACUGUUCCAACUUUUCAGCUCUCGCUUCCAAUCCUGCUAACAGUAUUAACCGACUGACCCUGUAACUUGUGUAAGGCGUAUUCUUGCUGACGGCUCGACCAGAUUGCCACAGCCAUUAUAUUUUAACUAUCCAGUACCGUAUGUAAAAUUUCUUGUCCAAAAUGAACUACGCAACGGAUCUGCUGACUUGUCUACAUAUGGAGCCGAACGCAACGAUAUUCGCCGAUUCGCCAUACAGCUCCACGGGCUCAAUGGGCUCCGCUGUGCAGUCGGAAGAGCUCCUUGCUGACCUAUUUGGAGCAGGCGCGGCCUAUUGUGACGGUGCGCCGCAUGAAACCAAGGUAUUCGCCAGCCCGCUCACCAACACCGGACUGCUCCCGUCUCCGGACUGGGAUGACUCACUGUCGUUUAGCCUGCCAACACCACCGAGCAAGCAGCAGCAAAACCAGCAGCAGCACUUGACGUUCAACUUUGUGCCGCAGACCGUGUCGAAUACGCAGUCCAACAUGUUCAACGACGCGGAGACCUACUUGCCGUACAGCCCGUCCGUAUCUCCGGGCCCGUUCAGCCCGAACGCGGCGUCGUCCGAGCCUCCCAGUCCCGACCUGGAGCAACUCAAGGGCGAACUGGCGAUCUCCGACAACGACCUGCUGCAGCUGCCGGUGCGCGAGCUUAACCGCCUCAUCAAGGCGCUGCAGAUCGACGGCGAGAACGUGGCCCGCCUUAAGCAGCGGCGACGCACUCUCAAGAACCGCGGCUACGCGCAUAACUGCCGCCAGCGCCGCCAGGCCAUGCGCAGCACCCUGCACACGCAGCACAUGAGCCUGGAGAAGCAACUCAUCCAGGCCGUGCACGAGCUCAACGAGGUCAAGCAGGAGCGCGACAGCCUGAAGCACGAGACCGAGGCGCUCAAAAAGCAGCUGCACGGCAUCAGCAUUGGCGGCAAGCCGCAGCAAGUCUUGUAAAGAUCUGCUCACAACCAGGGCGUGGUUAUGGGAUGAACACGCCAGAGAGUCCUGUGAGUUCUCUCUCUCUCUCUCUCUCUCUCUCUCUCUCUCUCAAAUUCUUUGCUGACAAUCACCGCUAUCGUUACAAUACCUUCUGCUGCACUAGUCAAUUAACCAAUUAUGUCACUGCCUGUGGUACCCCAAUGACUACUGUCCUAGCUAACAUGCCUGCUAGCAAGCAGGCUUGCUGCAUUGUAUGAUUAAAAAAAACCCACCACUGCUGCUAUCUACAAUGUAUUUCCUGCUGUGCUUUGCACCUUGUUUGAUCCUCAAGCUGGCCUUGAGUUCCUUUCCCCGUUUCUAUGCCUCAUCUUUACCUACUGAUUACCGUAUUUGCUCACCACUACUCAAGCCUUGUUUGUCGUACGUUUAUAUUCGCUCCUAUGGUUCUCCUGCCAAUGCUUCCCUUAUCGUUCACUUCGCUGGGAGUGACUUGACGCUGCUGCUCGCAGCCUUUUAUUUGCUGCGCUGCUGUUGAUGUACCAUUGUUACUAGCAUCCCCUCCACUGCUUGAUCAACUGACAAACACGUGUUUGCUUGCCAGUGGAGGCUCGUCUUUUUGUCAAAGCGAAACUUGCGCUAUCUAACCCAUUCCUUUUAGGCCAUCAUCUUUGAUAUAUCUAUACUUUUUACAGCCUCUAUACUCUAGUUAGAAGUGCUAGACGUUGGUUACACAUGACUGGGCUUGGUGCACAAUGCCAGCCUGUCGUUUCACGUAUAUUUUUCUCUAUCCGAGCUAUAUAUUUACUCCAAUAUCACAUACUUUUCAACUUCAAGAUAAGUUUUUAAUUAAUUUAUGAUACCAAAACUGGCAA